UAAUGAGUGCGUCAUGUGACCCACAGAAGCACAUGCCAAUUAUCACAUGAAGAGCGUUCUGGUUCUGUUCGGAAUGUUUCAUUGGAUAAAGCUUCAUGACUAACGCAUCUAACAGGUGCGGCACUGUUUCCUUUGACAUGAGUCAGCAACCUGUGCUCAUGUUGAGAGUGCGUUUUGGGAAGCUGAUGAACGGCAUCCAAGAAUCCUGCAUGAAUAUUUAAUUGGAAAGUGGAUGCGGCUUUAAUUGUGUUUGUGGGUGACGGGCCACAUGACAAUCCAAAUACAGUCAUCAGAGCAGAACCACAGCAGGAGCCCUGACUGACUCACUGCUCUUCAUUCAUUCACACACACUCGGCCUAGUAUAAAAUGCCUUCGAGGAGGGGGAUAGUUGGACUGAGGAUUUUAGGUUUUCGCAAGGCUGGAGUCCAAUCCACAUUAGUUGAUUAAGCAACAGAGCAAUUUUUAAAAAAGUAUUUCUAUCAAGAUGCCCCCGGCGAAUCCGCAUCUGAAUCACACAGAGGUUGAAGACAUCCUGGAGACAUGGCUGAAGGGGGCUGUGCGAAGACAGAGGAGGAGGAAGCCGCGAGCUCCGAGGAAGACUCGGGCUCGUUCCGUGGCACUGGGGUCUGUAAAUGGUUUAACGUGCGGAUGGGCUUCGGCUUCCUGUCCAUGACCCAUCGCGAGGACAUCUGUCUGGACUCACCCGUGGAUGUGUUCGUCCAUCAGAGCAAGCUUCAUAUGGAGGGUUUCCGCAGUCUGAAGGAAGGGGAGGCUGUGGAAUUCACCUUCAAAAGAUCCUCUAAGGGUCUGGAGUCCUUAUGGGUGACAGGCCCAGGUGGGGCACCAUGCGUAGGCAGCGAGAAAAAACCCAAGGGUGCCCAAAAGCGCCGUUCAAAAGGAGAUCGAUGCUUCAACUGUGGAGGGCCAAAUCAUCAUGCCAAAGAAUGCCAACUGCCACCUCAGCCAAAAAAGUGCCAUUUUUGUCAAAGCAUCUCCCACAUGGUGGCCAACUGUCCAAUCAAAGCACAGCAGUUGUCACCAGGAUCUCAGGGAAAAUCAACAACCUCAACAGGAGAAGAAGAGGACAUGAGCCACACCCCCUUACCUCCGGAGAGCUCUGAUUAGUUAGGGAAAAUUGUCAGGGAAACACAAGCACCAAUCAAAAAAUGUCAGUGGAAAGCUGCUUUUGGAACUAACUCAGGUUUUUCUUUUUCAAACAGCAGAAAUGAAUGUCCCCUCUUACUUUUGUACUUUAGUCAGGAAACUAAAACCAGAUUAAAUUAAUAUAGAAAGUUAUACUAAGAAAAUACGAUCACUAUCCUAUCCAUCUUUAUUGUUAUCCAUCAUGUUCGUAAAAAUAUCUGUAACUCAGCUUUGUGAUAGGUCUUUGUCUAUUCACAGAAUUUAUUUAGGAUUAAUUAGAUUACAGAUAUUUCACAGAGAUGAUGAUGAUGAAACGCAUGUUUCCGAGGGCAAAUCUCACGAAAAACACGUUUAAGUCAGAAGCUUAUUUUGAAUUGUAGGACCAUAAUUUUUUUUUUUUUCUUGGCAAUUAAUCAAGUUUCCUUCCCAAAUUCUAAAUAUUAUCCAGAGUUAAUCCAUAUGUAUAUGUUGCAAUUUUAUUUUAUUUUACUCAUAUUUUAAAACAGUUGUUGCAUUGCAUUGCAAAAAAAAAAAAAAAGAAAAAAAAAAAGAUUAAAUUAUAUGUUGCUUAAACAAUAAUCCCAUUUUUUUUUUUUUUCUUUUGAUUAUAGGGUAAAAUGUAUGUAGUACAGAACUACUUGACAGGUUUUGUGAGAUCUGCCUUAAAAGUGUGAAGCAAGUGUGAGAGAGAAAUAUUUUUAUUUUCUGCCUUAGCUAGCAAAGUGUCUUAGAUUUGUACCGAAACAAUCAAAAUGCGUCACGUUGACAAAUUGCAAAUAGCCUGGAUAUUACACUGGUGAAAUGCAUAUGUCUUUGUGCUUAGGUACAAAUGGUCUUUUGUUUUCUAAUGACAAAAUUAGCAAUCAUAGAAAUCAUACUGAAUUUCCUUUUUUCUUUUCUUGCUGAUGUUGUCUGAGACUCUUUGAUUGUUCUAAUCCACAGGCCAAAUGAAUGUUAAAAGUUUGUGUUCGUGCAGAUUAUACAUCAGUCUCUUUGUAUCACCAGUGGAAAUAUUUUGACUGCACUGUUACUAGUUAGUUACUAUGCGAAAGACACAGCGACUUUCUUAGAUUAUUAAUGCUGUGUAAUUGUCACGGAAGGCUCUCUCACAUUUAAAAAUCUGGGAAAUUAUAGGAAAUGUCCUGAAGACAUUUGAAAACAAGAGCCAAGACAAUAGCACAUUUUUUUUUAAUGAUCAUCUUUUUUCUUUCCAAGUGUUAAAUGAGACUCAAAUGAUGUGCCAGGUUUGUCAAAGCAUAUUCCAAGAAGAGAUCCUGACUUGAUCUCCCAUUAUUGUAAAUAACAAUUGUAAACUUUUUUUUUUUUUAAUCCACUGUUAUUUAUUUGUAGCAACACAAACUGACCUCAAACUCUGUGACGUUGCGAUGGACUCAGUUUGCUCUCAGUCACAACAAGAGCUAAAUUCUUUUGCUAGUUAUUUUGUAGUCUAAUAAUGUUUUUAACUGACAGCUGGGGACAAGUAUUCACAGUGUUUAAAAUAUGCUGAUUUUGUGAUGCACUCAUUUUUAUUUAUGGCCUAAAAAAACAGUAUUUUAAUGAUUUAUCCCCAUGUCUGCAUGAAGUUCAUGUUUGUUCUCUUUUUGACGGGGAGCAACUGAGCUGUCAAGCUUCACUGUGUUUGAGGAAAGCAUAGUCUUUGCCAAAUGAAAGCAUAAUGAAUUGUGUAUUCUUUUAGCCUUUUUGUAUAUUUGACAUAGUCCUCAAACUUUCAGAAACUCGGUGGGAAAAAACUAAACUAAACACUUGUAUCAGUACUACCAUUACUUAAUAAUGCUUGCAGCAAAGCACAAACUUAUGCAAACUGACUUAGCAAAAUUUUCAAUCCCAAACAAGACAGGAACGGUCAUUUAAAAUAAUCACUGCAUGUGUUGAACACGGGUUUAAUGUAAUAAUGCUUAGUAACCUCAAAACUAACAGCACAUCUCCAAAGGUUAUUGGUUUUAGUAUUUUAUUGCAUGGAAGUAGGUGUUAGAGUAGUUUAAUAUAGGGUUGGGUGGAUGGGUCUUGCCUCAAACAACCUGUUGAAAACUUGAAGUUUUCAGUUCAAGGGAUGUAAAGGUUUCUUUCUGAUUGUAUCUUAGUUCAUGCCAUUAUUGUAUAUUACAUUAUCAUUUCAAUAUUUUUAUUGUAUUGUUUUUAAUGUUUAUUUAAAGUGAGAACAAGAUACUUAACUUGUUUUGAAUCUAUACAAAUCUACCUCAGGGUGUGUUGAAAUGUAUUAAAUGGACGUUGUUACCAGAACAUUGUCCAUUUAAGUGUGUAUGUGAUGCGUGUGUGAUUUUUAGUUUUAUUUUUCUAGGUUUAAUGUAUUUAAUUUGGGAGGUGUGAUCAUUUAAAAUGUAGCUGCACUGUUUAAACUCAGAGUUUUGGUCAAAAGUGUUUGAAUUUUUGGUUUACAUUUAGACCAACUCACAAGUGCAACUGUAAUAUUGCUCCAGUUGUCUUUUUUUUUUUUUUUUUAAAUCUUUUUUUUCAAUCUUUUUUACUGUAAUGUACUCUGAGAUUGUCAACUCAGGAAUAUGUGUUAAUUAUUUCUUGUUUGUUUCUAAUGAAGAGGAUAAUCAAUGUUGGUGACCUUGAUUGUUUUAUUAUAAUUAUUGCUUCUCUGAUUUUUGCUCACUGAUGCUCAGGGUUCCAAAUGCUGCACAAAUAUGAAGCCCUGCUCAUGUUUAGUUAGCAUUUCCUUUGGUUUUCUUGCAUUCUCAUUGCAGGUGGUAGACUGUGGUCAAGACUGUGUGUUUCAUGUGUGUUCGAUGAAGACAAUUAUGUUUUGUGUUCCAGUGACCAAAGAAUGUAGCCACAUUGAAUAUGGCAAACAAAUUGCGUGGAGCUCGGUUUAUGGAGUGUCCUCUGCAUUGAUCCAUGUUAAUUGGUUUCAGAGAGAACUAUUUCAUUUUCAGUUUAUUGUGACAAAGCAUGCAAAGAAUGUUGUGCCCAAAAAUGUGCUUUAGUGUUGACAACUGCUAGUGAAUAAAUAUCUUUUUAUGGUUA
Messenger RNA from Ctenopharyngodon idella (grass carp), 4155 nucleotides. RefSeq names its product lin-28 homolog Ab (gene lin28ab). Lineage: Eukaryota; Metazoa; Chordata; Actinopteri; Cypriniformes; Xenocyprididae. The record is from RefSeq and is a predicted model, not a curated record. The transcript has 5 exons. Gene Ontology annotation, molecular function: nucleic acid binding; zinc ion binding. Bases 541 to 1125 code for a protein of 194 amino acids.